Drosophila kikkawai is the source of this 1834-nucleotide messenger RNA. RefSeq names its product trade embargo (gene trem). Gene Ontology annotation, biological process: regulation of DNA-templated transcription. NCBI's taxonomy places the organism in Eukaryota, Metazoa, Arthropoda, Insecta, Diptera, Drosophilidae. Gene Ontology annotation, cellular component: nucleus. Gene Ontology annotation, molecular function: RNA polymerase II cis-regulatory region sequence-specific DNA binding; zinc ion binding; DNA-binding transcription factor activity, RNA polymerase II-specific. The record is from RefSeq and is a predicted model, not a curated record.
CCCUGUGAAUGGCCACGGACGCUUGCAUUCAGCUGUUGGAAUUUAUGCAUUUCCAAAUCGACGACCAGACCAGAUCGGCCGAAUAAUGAAGACAGAGUCCAACGAGAAGUGGAUUGUGUGCCGGGUGUGCCUGAAUGGCGAUGGCGAGGAGAUGCUCCACGAGAUAUUCAGCCAGACGGCCAGCACUCGCCUGGACCAGAUGCUGCACAUCUGCGCAGGGGUACCAGUCAGCCAGGAUGACAACUUCCCCGAUAAGAUGUGCAGCAAGUGUAUGCGCUGCCUGCGACUGUCCUAUAAGUUCCGGCUCACCUGUCAGCGGUCCCACCAACACGUCAUGGACAUGCUUGCCCGGGAGGCCAGGAACACCAAUGUGCCAGGCGGCGAGGCGGAUAGCCAGAAUCUCUCAGAUGACUUUACUGCUGAAAACGUGUUCAAGGUUUGGGAGGAGGACACGAGCCAGCUUGAUGACGCCUUGAAGGAGGAAGAGGCUCAUCAAGAACAGGAAACCCAGGAGAUGAUCACAUACGUGGUGGAGGGAGCCGAGGGUGAAGAAACCAUCAUAUACGAUGGCAGCAGCGAGGCAGAGCACACGGAGGUUGUCUUUGAUACUGUACAGUCCGGUAUUGAGGAGACGGAAGCCUAUGCGGAGUACGAGGAAUUCGAUGAAAUAAUCCCCGUCGAUAAUACCUCGCCCUUGCCAUCCACGCCAACGGAUCAAGAAUCUAGAACGCGCUUAGCCAGUGGAGAAAUCCGUACGGAGCAACUGCCCGACAAUAAUAUGACGGAAUUUGUUCUUAGCUCCGAUGAAAACGAAAGUGUAGCCGGGGAAAAGCCCAAAUCCAAAGUGCCUGUCAACAGGCAGCGGUCUGGAAAAAAGCUAGCCCAGGCCAGCCGAUCCACCGCCGAUGGAGACAUCGUUGACCGGAAGCUGGGCCGAAAGCCAAGGGAGAAGCACAGCACAUACAUCUGCGAUGUAUGCGGAAAUAUCUAUCCCACCCAGGCCCGUCUCACCGAGCACAUGAAGUUUCACUCGGGUGUAAAGCCCCAUGAAUGCGAGAUUUGCGGUCGUGGCUUUGUUCAAAAUCAACAGCUGGUGAGGCACAUGAACACCCAUACUGGGAACCGGCCUUACAAGUGCAAUUACUGCCCAGCUGCGUUUGCCGAUCGUUCCACAAAGACCAAGCAUCAUAGAAUUCACACCAAGGAGCGCCCCUAUGAGUGUGAUGUGUGCUCAAGGACCUUCACGUACUCGGACAAUCUGAAGUUUCACAAGAUGAUCCACACGGGGGAGAAGCCGCACGUUUGUGAUCUUUGUGGAAAGGGUUUUGUGAAGGCCUACAAAAUGCGCUUACAUCGGGUGACGCAUGAACGCCGUGGUCAGUGGAAGUCGACGUCAGAUGUGGAGAUGAAGAACACUGCGGAGACAGAGACGCCAGAAAAGCACGGUAACUGGAAGGCAUCAGCUGUCGAAAUGAAUACAGAGGAUGAAUUCGUUAAGGAAGAGAUAACGGAGUUCCUUAGUAGUUAGUUCCAAGCUAAGAUUGUGUUUCUAACAAAAUUUAAUUACUACAAUCGACGAAGCAAUGUAAAAUUCCUUGCUUUUAUAUUAUAAUCAGUUUGAAACCUAGAUUUACUUUGAACAUCUUAGAAGAAAAGUCUCCAUAUGUAUAUAUUGAUCUAUGUAUUUAGUAAUUCUUAUCAAUGAUGUUCUUAGUCUUAAGAGUAGUUAAUCUAGCUUACGAAGAUCGUAUAUUUUAAAAUAUCAAUACUUGAAGGAUAAUGUUAUGUUAAAAAAAACUUGAAAAUUAAAUUUUGCUUAUUUUCCACACACACA